UUAAUAAUAACUUGUAAAAUUUCAGCUACUCCAAAAAAAAAAAACAACAAUAAUUAAUAAUAAUAAUUAAAGUGUUGAUAAAUAAAAUUCAAUUGUUUACAUCAAGUUAAGCUAAACAUAAAAGAAAAGAGUUGGUUCACUUUGACACUUGAUAUUUGAAAGUGUUGUUUUUUUUUUAAAAAAAAUAUAUUUUUACAUAAACAAUUAGUUGGAUAUUUUAUUACAUUAAAACAUCAUGAAGAAUUUAAUAUAUUUAAUUUUUAUUCUUGGAGUAGCAAGCAAUAGAGUAUCAGGAUUGAGUUGGGGUGGAAGAAUAUUAUGUUUUCAAUGUGUCAGUAAUCAGCCAGGAUGUGCUGAUGAUCAAAGUUGGUGGUGGUUUUCUGGUGAAUAUUGUCCAGAGGAUGAAGAUAGUUGUGUUAAAAUAAUUGAGACAAAAGGAGUUGAAAGAGUUAUCACGAGAGAUUGCUUGAGUAAUAUAAAAGCAAGAACAGAUAUACCUGCUGAUAAAUAUGAAGGAUGUCGAACAUAUGCCAAGGAUGUACGUCUUGGUCAUUAUGUCAAUAACAGUAUAGCCCAAUUAGAUAUUCAUCGUAAUUACUAUGAUCAAACUGAAUUUUGUUUUUGUCAUUUUCGUAAUCGAUGCAAUGCUGCAAGUGGCUUGACAAUUUCUGGAAUUUUAAUAACACUUGGUAUAAUUAUUCAUCAUUUUAUCAAUUAAUAUUAUUAUUUUUUUAAAUUUACUAUUAUAGUUCAAAAUGAACUAGUCCGUCCAGUGAAUCUCAGUGUAGAUUUAAAUAUAAUAUCAAAAAAUAAUUUAAUCUAUUAAGUUGAACGAUUGCAAUCGUACCUAUCCGUCCAAAAUAUUUAUAUAACUUUUUUAUAGAAAUUUUUUUUUUAUAAACUUAUAUUGACAAUAUAUAUUAAUUAUUAUUAAAAAUGGUAUUUUUUUUUUUUACUUAAAAAUUUAUUACUACAUUUGAAUUACUAUUAUUACAUGCAUAUGUAUAUAUAUAUUUUUUUUUUUUUAAAUUUGUACAAUUAUUUCUUACAUGAUUUUUAAAAACAAUGUAAAAAUGCUUAUAUUUGUUGUGAAAUUAUUGAAGCAACAAAUACAGAGGCAUAAAAUAAAAAUUUUAUCUUUUGUAACAUGAUUAUUAUUAUCAACGUAUGAACAGAUAUUAUUUUUUGUGUCAACGCAUUUACAAUAAAUUAAUUAAGAGCCAAUAUUUUAAAACAGUUUUCAAGCUGUAUUUAAACUGGAGGGAAUUGAUUAAAAAAAAAAAAAUUGAAAAAUUUUUUCAGUUCUGCUUUUAGGCCUUGAUGAUGUGCAAAUGUAUUUGGCAAUUUCGAAAUUACAACAUUCCGAAACCUUUUGAAUAAUUAAUUGCUUUUAACAAUCGAUCUUCAAGUUUUUCAAAUGAC
Molecule: messenger RNA, 1422 nt
Organism: Aphidius gifuensis
Lineage: Eukaryota; Metazoa; Arthropoda; Insecta; Hymenoptera; Braconidae
Exons: 3
Coding region: 236-718 (160 amino acids)
Biological process (GO): regulation of synaptic transmission, cholinergic; sleep; positive regulation of voltage-gated potassium channel activity
Source: RefSeq, a predicted model, not a curated record